Messenger RNA from Candidula unifasciata, 473 nucleotides. Lineage: Eukaryota; Metazoa; Mollusca; Gastropoda; Stylommatophora; Geomitridae. The record is from the annotation of a GenBank genome assembly.
AUCUUCUGGAAUCCGGCAAGGUCAAAGUUGAUUGCUGCGACCAACAAGGUCGCACGGCCUUGGAGAUGGCGGUUACCGGAAAUGACGUAGAGAGCGUCAGUUAUCUGCUGGCAAGAUCAUCUGCUCGACACAUCCACAAAGCUUUGUUGGCGGCAGCGGACAAUGACAUGGAGCGGAUCUGCGAAUUGAUCCUUGACCAUCCGUUGUACCGGGAGAGUGUCAGAAGGCAGAGCAUGAAGCAGGCUGCAGACAUGGCUGGAAGGCAGGGGAUCGAGUGCACAGAUGAAGUCAACGCUCGCUUCUCCCAUGCCAACUUGAGUAAACUUCUACUAGAGGUGCUCCUCCGUGCAGCUAAACGCAACAACUUCCAGAUUGUCAAGAAGAUCAUGAUGUGUGGUGUUUUCUUGGAGGAGCCCCAUGAUUACUUCUGCGCCUGCGCCGAGUGUACCGAGUGGAGACGAGAAGACUUUAAG